This is a messenger RNA of Aspergillus caelatus, 926 nucleotides long. RefSeq lists its product as uncharacterized. The record is from RefSeq and is a predicted model, not a curated record. Bases 507 to 755 code for a protein of 82 amino acids. NCBI's taxonomy places the organism in Eukaryota, Fungi, Ascomycota, Eurotiomycetes, Eurotiales, Aspergillaceae. The transcript has 3 exons.
GGAAAUCUCCAUUAAUUUCUGUUCAUUAUUUACUGAAAUGGAUAAUGAUCGGCUUACAUUUAAUGCUAAGACUGAAACAAGCACCUUCGAGUCAGAUAAUAAUCUAGACCAAGUCCAAUCGUCACCCUCCUUCCGUGAGAAAAUCACGGAUAGGACGGGUCGAUCGACCGGCCUGAAAACGCAAGCCGACAGGGCUCAGUUCAUGAUGUGGAGCACAUCGUGAUCGUUACUGGUUGAUAUUGAGGGAACAGCCCCGUCUCUGCCACUAGUCGCUCCACCUGUGUCUAUUUAUUGGGAUAUACUAUUAGCCGAGCGGCUUAGGGUCAGGUACCCUCCAAUUAUCGACUAGGGCGUAGCGCGCUCCCGUUGUAUUUAAGGACUCGUGGGUCGCUGUUUGGGUGGGUUUGUUUUUGUUAGUCUCUAAAUUUUAUAUCAUCCGUGACUUAUUUCUCUUGGAAUAAACUACUCGUGUUUAUCUGUUCCAUUUAUUUUACUAAAUAGACAUCAUGGGCCUCUUUGACUUCUUCAAGUCCUCCAAGGAGGAACCUCCCCGAACCCAAGAACCAACCUGGGAUCCUAACACUAUGACUAUGCAACAACCGGCUAGUCCUCCUGCUCCCAUUGUUGACCGUGCUGUUUCGGAGCAACCGAACCCCCAGGAGACGAUGCAGUUGCGUGGCGGUGGUGCUGGUGGCUGUUGUUGUGGAAUGUGCGCUGGUUUCCUGUGCUUCGAGUGCUGUGAGGAAUGUUGUUAGUCUGGUGGAAGUGCAUUACGAUUUGAAGGCGUGGGGAGGAAGGUCCUCUGGAUAUGAGUUAUACCCGUCUACGCGUUAUUGGUCUACAUGUUGUCUUAUGAAGUUCUUCAUGCGAUGUCGAAAUGACUUUGCUAGCUAGAUUUGUGUUCUUCAAAUAACAGUGUUUGUUUA